UCUUCUAACAGCCAUUCCCUCUACCUAACCCUUUUCUCUUCCCUUCCCUCUUCUUCCCUAAUUUAUUUCAUUCUUCUCUCACACACACUUGGUUCUAUUAUAUAUCCACAUUUCUUCAUUUCCCAAACAAGAAGAUAACAACAAAAACAAAAUCAAAUAAAAACACAUUCCUCACUUAUCUUUUAUUACACAAUGAUAACUGCAACUCUACAAGAACCUCAGAUUCAUCAACCGGUGGAUACAACUACUCCCCCCGCCGAUGCUCCUCCUACGCCGCCGCGUAUUUUCCGAUCAAAGCUUCCGGACAUAGACAUCCCCAACCACCUCCCUCUCCACACUUACUGCUUCCAAAAGCUCUCCUCUGUUUCCGACAAGCCUUGUCUGAUCGUAGGGUCCACGGGAAAAAACUACACGUACGGCGAAACGCACCUCAUAUGUCGGAGAGUCGCCGCCGGGCUACAAAAAAUGGGGAUUCGAAAAGGCGACGUGAUAAUGAUCCUCCUUCAAAACUCAGCCGAGUUCGUCUUCUCCUUCAUGGGCGCUUCCAUGAUCGGCGCCGUCUCCACCACCGCGAACCCUUUCUACACUUCUCAGGAGAUUCACAAACAGGUCAAAUCCUCUGGAGCUAAGCUUAUAAUCACUCACUCUCAUUACGUCGAUAAGCUGAGAAACCUCGACGGAGAAACAAGAAUCGGUGAAGAUCUCACCGUUAUCACCACGGAGGAGAAUCCUCCCCCGGAGAAUUGUCUUCCUUUCUCCACACUACUACUCACUGACGACGAGACAACCUCGCUAGAUGUUGUUGAUGUCGGUGGUGAUGACGCCGCGGCGCUUCCUUUCUCUUCUGGCACGACGGGGUUACCUAAAGGAGUAGUUUUAACGCACAAGAGCUUAAUCACGAGCGUCGCGCAACAAGUCGAUGGAGACAACCCGAAUCUUUACCUGAAACCAAACGACGUCGUACUCUGCGUUUUGCCUCUUUUCCACAUCUACUCGCUCAACAGCGUCCUUCUCAACUCCAUCCGAUCCGGUGCGACGGUUCUUUUGAUGCACAAAUUCGAAAUCGGGGCGUUAUUGGAUCUAAUACAGAGACACAAGGUGACGGUAGCGGCGCUUGUUCCGCCGCUUGUGAUUGCUUUGGCCAAGAACCCAACUGUUAACUCUCACGAUCUCUCUUCCGUUAGAUUGGUUCUCUCCGGUGCAGCUCCCUUAGGCAAAGAUCUCGAGGAUAGUCUAGGCCGCCGUCUCCCUCAGGCCGUCCUUGGCCAGGGAUAUGGUAUGACAGAGGCAGGACCAGUGUUGUCAAUGAGCCUUGGGUUUGCUAAAGAGCCAACUCCGUCAAAAUCAGGCUCUUGUGGGACUGUAGUCCGAAACGCAGAGCUUAAAGUGGUUCACCUUGAGACACGUCUCUCUCUUGGUUACAACCAACCUGGUGAGAUUUGUAUCCGCGGUCAACAAAUCAUGAAAGAGUACUUGAACGAUCCGGAAGCCACGUCAGCUACAAUUGACGAGGAAGGUUGGCUUCACACAGGGGACAUUGGGUAUGUUGAUGAAGCUGAUGAGAUAUUCAUUGUUGAUCGACUCAAAGAGGUCAUCAAGUUCAAAGGCUUUCAGGUGCCUCCAGCUGAGCUAGAGGCUUUGCUCAUCAAUCACCACUCCAUUGCGGAUGCUGCGGUUGUUCCUCAAAGAGAUGAAGUGGCUGGAGAAGUUCCGGUGGCUUUCGUAGUCCGAUCAAAUGGAAACGUUAUCACGGAAGAAGAUAUAAAAGAAUAUAUAGCCAAACAGGUGGUAUUCUACAAGAGAUUGCACAAGGUCUUCUUUGUUCCCUCCAUUCCCAAAUCUCCUUCCGGAAAAAUUCUGAGAAAGGAUCUUAAAGCCAAACUUUGUUAAAUGUAAUUUAUUUAUUUUUCUUUUAUAUGAUUUAAAUGUCCUGGAUCCACGAUAUUCGUGACUUUCUUUUAGAUCCUUUGUCGCAACAUUUGUGGACAAUUAAGAGUUUAAUAAACUGUAUUAUUUGGAUA
Molecule: messenger RNA, 2021 nt
Organism: Brassica oleracea var. oleracea
Lineage: Eukaryota; Viridiplantae; Streptophyta; Magnoliopsida; Brassicales; Brassicaceae
Product: 4-coumarate--CoA ligase 3
Exons: 7
Coding region: 193-1890 (565 amino acids)
Molecular function (GO): 4-coumarate-CoA ligase activity
Source: RefSeq, a predicted model, not a curated record